AUAUUUCAGGGUAAAACAUGCCCGCUCCUGCUCCACCAGCGGUAAAUGGCGAGCCCAGCGAGUUGGAACAACUCCAACUCAAGGCCAACCAAGUUACAGAUGAGUCUUUGGAGAGCACUAGGCGUAUGCUUAUGCUAUGUGAGGAAAGCAAAGAAGCAGGAAUUCGAACCUUGGUCGCACUGGAUGACCAAGGAGGUGAGAGAAAAAUUUUUCACAUCUCAUUCAACUGUUAUGUAAAUGAAGUUGAACAAAUUACACAUUGACAAAUUCUUUUACUC
Messenger RNA from Centruroides sculpturatus (bark scorpion), 278 nucleotides. RefSeq names its product synaptosomal-associated protein 25-like. Gene Ontology annotation, cellular component: plasma membrane; SNARE complex. The transcript has 3 exons. The coding region runs from base 18 to 263 and encodes 81 amino acids. NCBI's taxonomy places the organism in Eukaryota, Metazoa, Arthropoda, Arachnida, Scorpiones, Buthidae. Gene Ontology annotation, biological process: synaptic vesicle fusion to presynaptic active zone membrane; synaptic vesicle priming; exocytosis. Gene Ontology annotation, molecular function: syntaxin binding; SNAP receptor activity. The record is from RefSeq and is a predicted model, not a curated record.